Adineta ricciae is the source of this 384-nucleotide messenger RNA. NCBI's taxonomy places the organism in Eukaryota, Metazoa, Rotifera, Eurotatoria, Adinetida, Adinetidae. The record is from the annotation of a GenBank genome assembly.
AUGGAUGAAAGAGCCAUUUCAUUGAACAUGAAUUCGUCGACGAAGAGUGAAGUCAGUCAGAGUGAAUUGAGUAAAUUACACGAGUUAGCAAAUCAAACUGAACAACAACUUCAAACAGCGAUUAAUUCGAGUUUUCAACGUAAUGAGAAAUUGAACGUUCUUCUCAAUCGAAGUGACCUACUCUUACAUCAGAAUCAAGCAUUCGGAAUCGGUGUGAUGGACUAUCGAAACGAAAUCAGACGAAAUCAAACGCUCAAUAGAUUGAAAUUCAUCGCAAUCGGAAUUCUUCUUUUCGUUGUGAUUGUCCUUGUUGUUAUUUUAAAUAUUAUUUUAAAUCAUACAGAUCAACUACAAGAUCGAAAUACAAAUAUAAUUCUCGGAUAA